ACCUUCACAUUCCUGAAGAGACUCUCUGAAACCUGAGCUCAGAGCUACGAAGACACCAGAGACAUGGCCUCUACGACUGCACUGCUCCUGCUGGGAGUCCUCUGUGUUGGCUUUGCAUCAGCUGAGAUCGUGGUGGACUGCUGUCUGACGGUCGCUGAGAAGCCCAUGCCGCUCAGAAUCAUUCAGAGCUACACCAUUCAGGAAGCUGGGAAAGGAUGUGGAAUCAGCGCUACUGGGUUCAUCACAAAGAGUGGAAGGACACUCUGCGUCUCCCACCCUAACGAUAAACAAUGGGUGAGAACUUACAUCAAAUAUCUGGAUGAGAAAAGAUCAAGACCUCAAUGAAUCAGGUGUGGAGAGGAGAGGAUUCUGGGAAAAAGAUGGCUGAAGAUCAAGAAGGACCGACUCUAGACUGAGAGGAGAGAGACGUUCAGGAUCAGUCUCAGAAUGAACCGCGCUGUUCUGAAGAAGAUCAGAACAGUUUGAGAAGAUCUUAUUCAUGACAAGUCAUCGUUUGAGGCUUUUCCCUUUUGUUUGAUCUGUUAGUGAAAUAGAAAUAGAGAGAUUUGUCUUGAACUAACGGUGACUUCCUGUUUGUGUUUUAAUCACAAGACUGUAAAGUGUUUGAGGAAAAUUGACCCAAAUGAUGUUUGACGAGCUGUGUUUAUGUUUCAUGAUCAUGUUCUCAGUGAGUUUGCUGUUUUAGUGAUAACUUGUACAAAAUGUUGAGAUGAUGUUUGUGUUAAAACUACUGAUGAGAGUUAUUCUAAAAUAAAGUUUUAUAUUAUUUUUCAA
Molecule: messenger RNA, 795 nt
Organism: Anarrhichthys ocellatus (wolf-eel)
Lineage: Eukaryota; Metazoa; Chordata; Actinopteri; Perciformes; Anarhichadidae
Product: C-C motif chemokine 19-like
Exons: 4
Coding region: 64-345 (93 amino acids)
Biological process (GO): immune response
Cellular component (GO): extracellular region
Molecular function (GO): chemokine activity
Source: RefSeq, a predicted model, not a curated record